This is a messenger RNA of Microthlaspi erraticum, 378 nucleotides long. Lineage: Eukaryota; Viridiplantae; Streptophyta; Magnoliopsida; Brassicales; Brassicaceae. The record is from the annotation of a GenBank genome assembly.
AUGGCACUGAGAACUGCAAUUCUUCGUCACCUUAGGGUUCCGGUGCAAAGCCUAACAGCGACGGGAUUCAAUCAGUCUCAAAUUGGAUUCCUUGGCUCGAUCCGUUCUCUGUCUUCGCAUGAUGAUCAUCUCAGCAAGGAGGCUGUCGUCGAUAGAGUUCUCGAUGUUGUCAAGAGCUUCCCCAAAGUCGAUCCCGCUAAGGUGACUCCGGAUGUUCAUUUCCAGAAGGAUUUGGGGUUAGAUAGUUUGGACACAGUGGAGAUAGUGAUGGCUAUCGAAGAAGAGUUCAAGCUGGAGAUCCCAGACAAAGAAGCUGAUAAGAUUGAUUCUUGCCCUCUAGCCAUUGAAUACGUUUACAAUCAUCCAAUGUCUAGCUAA